Rhagoletis zephyria (snowberry fruit fly) is the source of this 1389-nucleotide messenger RNA. RefSeq names its product zinc finger protein 436-like. Lineage: Eukaryota; Metazoa; Arthropoda; Insecta; Diptera; Tephritidae. Gene Ontology annotation, biological process: regulation of transcription by RNA polymerase II. The record is from RefSeq and is a predicted model, not a curated record. Gene Ontology annotation, molecular function: RNA polymerase II cis-regulatory region sequence-specific DNA binding; DNA-binding transcription factor activity, RNA polymerase II-specific.
AUGCCUGAAACUGAAAAGCUUUCUGAAACUUAUGAUAUGUACGACGAAUUUGACUGUGGAGAAGGUGAAAAUGAGGAAGUACAAGUGAAAGAGGAGGAAGAAGAUUCAGAAACUGAUUUUAAUGCUGCGAAAAGUGUUGAUCAGUCAGCAGGCAAUGAAUCCCAGUCAGCUGAAACAGUGGUGAAAACUGAAGAUCAGAAUGAAUUUCAAAUUGACAUGUUCGAUGAUGAGUUUCGUGCGAUUAUGGAACAGGAUUUUUCUGCUGAAACAAAUGCCAAUGGAACAAACGAUGCAGUCAACGAAGAACAAGAGACGGAUUCAGAUGCCACUGAAUUUGAUGAGGAUGAUCAUGCAGCAGUCAGUGAACCUCAGCAAAACACCGAACCAGUGGUUAAUCGUAGCUCGAGCAGUGCAUCAGGUGAACGACAGCUGAAUCGUCGUCGAAAAAAGGCUAAAAACCACAAGUGUCAGCAGUGCGACAAAAGCUUUGAUCGUCCAUUUAGUCUUAAACAACACCAGCUGGUGCACACUGGCAUACGAGCUUACAAGUGCACUACAUGCCCCAAAUCAUUUGGGCGAAAGGAUCAUCUUAAAUUACACCAGCUUAUUCACACUGGCAUUAAAGCGCACAAGUGCACAGUUUGCACUAAAUCGUUUGUGCAAAAGGGUGAUCUUAAGAAACACCAAAAAAUGCCUGAAACUGAAAAGCUCUCUGAAACUUAUGAUAUGUACGAUGAGUUUGACUGUGAAGAAGGUGAAAAUGAGGAAGUACAAGUGAAAGAGGAGGAAGAAGAUUCAGAAACUGAUUUUGAUGCUGCGGAAAGUGUUGAUCAGUCAGCAGGCAAUGAAUCCCAGUCAGCUGAACCAGUGGUGAAAACUGAAGAUCAAAAUGAAUUUCAAAUUGACAUGUUCGAUGAUGAGUUUCAUUUGAUUAUGGAACAGGAUUUUUUUGCUGAAACAAAUGCCAAUGGAACAAACGAUGCAGUCAACGAAGAACAAGAGACGGAUUCAGAUGCCACUGAAUUUGAUGAUGAUGAUCAUUCAGCAGUCAAAUCUCAGCAAGCUGAACCAGUGAUCACCCGUAGCUCGAGCAGUGCAUCAGGCGAACAGCUGAAUGGUCGUCGAAGAAAAGCUAAAAUCCACAAGUGUCAGCAGUGCGGCAAAAGCUUUCCAUCUGCAUAUCUUCUCAAACGACACCAAGUAGUGCACACUGGCAUUAAAGCGCACAAGUGCACGACUUGCUCCAAAUCUUUUGGACGAAAGGAUGAUGUCAAACAACACCAGCUUGUUCACACUGGCAUUAAAGCGCACAAGUGUACAGUUUGCUCAAAAACAUUUGCGCAAAAGGGUAAUCUCAAUCAACACCAAUCAGUUCACAGCGACUCUUGA